AUGAUCGUCGACCAAUGCUUUGCCUCUGGCCUGGUUUGUUCCCAGUGCGCUGCUCGUGGCCGGCUGCGGGCGGUGGGAGGCCAAGCGUCACACCAAGUGCCGAAUGCCGGAUUGCCAGAAUUUGUGCUGGUGACGAGACGAGUAGCUUCUCGCACAGUGCCCUCCACUUCGUCGUCCACACCUGUUGGCCAUCGUUACACGCCUCACACGGCCUUGCAAGGCCAAACUUGCUGCGUAGCGGCCCAGUGCCCUGAUAGCCAACCCCCUUGCGGCUGCGUCCUGCUCUCCGUUUGCCGUGCGACUGGUGCGUGCUGUGGCACACAUCCCCACUUCCUGUGUUCGACCCUGCCGCCCCUGCCGUUGGGGGCCCAAAGCGGCUUCUGGUCUGAUAGGCUCGCAACCCCUUGCCUCAAGGCAGUGUGCUCUGACUGCAGCUUCCUUCACACUGACGGGGACGUUGACUUGGAAAUCAAGAUCAGGGACAGCCGCACCUUGCGCUGCAACACAAUCGGCGGCUCCUCAUGA
Molecule: messenger RNA, 525 nt
Organism: Ostreobium quekettii
Lineage: Eukaryota; Viridiplantae; Chlorophyta; Ulvophyceae; Bryopsidales; Ostreobiaceae
Source: the annotation of a GenBank genome assembly